Molecule: messenger RNA, 1145 nt
Organism: Halteromyces radiatus
Lineage: Eukaryota; Fungi; Mucoromycota; Mucoromycetes; Mucorales; Cunninghamellaceae
Exons: 7
Coding region: 93-908 (271 amino acids)
Biological process (GO): NAD+ biosynthetic process
Molecular function (GO): nicotinate-nucleotide adenylyltransferase activity; nicotinamide-nucleotide adenylyltransferase activity
Source: RefSeq, a predicted model, not a curated record
UUUUUUUUUUUUCUUUCUUUCAAAUAGGAAGAACUCGCUGGUUUAGUUCUUUCUUUUUAUUUAUACAUAUAUAUAUAAUAAUAUAUACAACCAUGUCAAGUCCUCUUGUCAUGGCUUCCACUUUGAAUGCCAAAAUACUUCAAGAUCGUGAUUCUGACUUUGACCAUGACUAUGAAUUCCCUACUCACCUGUUACCAGAAAAGAUGACGGACGAUAGUAAAAUUCCUUUGGUAGUGGUUGCUUGUGGAUCUUAUUCUCCCAUCACGUAUUUACACCUACGCAUGUUUGAUAUGGCAAGAGAUCAUUUCAGAGAACGGGAUGAAUAUGAAUUAUUAGCAGGUUACUAUUCGCCAGUGUCAGAUGCAUAUAUGAAGGAAGGACUGGCUCCAGCAAAGCAUCGGGUAAAAAUGUGUCAACUUGCCGUGGAAAGUACAUCAGACUGGUUAAUGGUCGAUUCAUUUGAAGCUCGUCAAACAACUUAUCAACGGACGGCAGUGGUUUUAGAUCAUUUUGAUUAUCAAUUGAAUCAAAUACAUGGUGGUAUUCGUACUCAAAAUGGUGAUUACAAAAAGAUUCGCAUCAUGCUAUUGGCUGGCGGUGAUUUGAUCUCUUCAUUUGGUCACCCUGGUGUAUGGUCUUCCAAUGAUUUACAUCACAUUGUUGGUCACUACGGCUGUGUCAUUAUUGAACGUACUGGAACUGAUGUAUAUGGCUUUUUACUUUCCCACGAUAUUCUUUAUCAACAUAGGAUGAACGUCAUCGUCAUCAAGCAAUUGAUACAUAACGACAUUAGCUCAACAAAAAUAAGGUUAUUUGUUAAACGGGGUAUGUCUAUCAAAUACUUACUACCGGAUCCCGUGAUUGAUUAUAUUCAUAGUCAUGGUCUUUAUUUGUCCAAGGCUACCUAGAUCUGUAGAUCUAUUUUUAUUUAUUUAUCUUUUAUCUUUCUUGUUUGUCGUUGUAUUUAUCUCUCCUCUUUUGUCAUUCAGAUUCCUAGUAUAUUCAUAUAAUCAAUAUAUCAAUCAAUAUUUUUAGAUUAUACUUUUAUUUGAUAUAAUGUAUUUUAUUGAUUUUCUUAUUUUUGGGCUUGACGUCUCUAAUAAUUCAUUGUUACAACCACAAUAAAAAUAUCAUUUAGAACGAAC